GGGAGAUGAAAGACUACACGGUCAUAUGUGGGCAGCUCGACCAAUCAAAGAGCCAGGAGCUCGUUUGUUUACAGUGGGUGGAGGAGAAAUGUGCAGUGAACAAGGGUGUCAUAAGCCCCAUUGAUGGAACAUCCAUGGAGUUUGUUCGGAGUAAGAAGAUGUUCCAGAAGUCAGAAUACAAAGAAAAUGGAAAGAUCAUCCGCUGGACAGAAGUGUUCUUCCUGCCGAGAGGCCACAAUCCCAAAGGUGGAGCCACUGACUCAGCCGAACACAGCCGGCUGACGGAGCGGAUUGCUCGAGCGUUUUGCUUGGCACUUUGUCCUCACCUGAAACUGCUAAAAGAGGAUGGGAUGGCCAAACUGGGGCUGCGUGUCACAUUUGACUCCCAAGAGGUGGGAUUUGUGGCUGGAAGCAAUGGGCACCAUCUCCCAGCUCAGUACCUCAACGCCUUGGACAGUGUGCUGAUCCCAGUCAUCCACAGCAGGGGCCGCACGAGAGGAGAAGAGCCCAUUGUGAUGGAACUCAUCUUUUACAUCCUGGAGAACAUCACUUAGUAUACUUCAACUCCACACAAGUUUGUCUCAACUCUGACCACAGCUCUGGCUUAAGUCCCGCCAUCAGUUUCCAUUUAAACCAGGACCGCAACCAAGGUCCUCCAAAACCUAAAAGAGACGAGCGGUCUGACUCCAAGUCCGAGAAAAGCAUGAAAUUAACGAUGGACUGAUGAUCAGAAUCCAGCUCCUGCUCUGAAGAAGAAACGUCAUGGCUCGUCAUCAUUCAUGUCACAUUAGGAUGAUACCUUUUAAGAUAUGGGCUGGAUUCAGCCUACGACCUUAAAGCAAAAAGAACGGAAGGAAAAAAACAAGUUUAGGAAUUUUAUGUAGUCGAUAUGUAGCGGUUUCACAUGUU
Messenger RNA from Nematolebias whitei (Rio pearlfish), 909 nucleotides. It is a transcript of the gene zfyve9b, whose product is annotated as zinc finger, FYVE domain containing 9b. Gene Ontology annotation, cellular component: early endosome membrane; endosome. Gene Ontology annotation, biological process: liver development; endosomal transport. The transcript is spliced from 4 exons. Lineage: Eukaryota; Metazoa; Chordata; Actinopteri; Cyprinodontiformes; Rivulidae. The record is from RefSeq and is a predicted model, not a curated record. The coding region runs from base 6 to 554 and encodes 182 amino acids.